Molecule: messenger RNA, 15094 nt
Organism: Syngnathus acus (greater pipefish)
Lineage: Eukaryota; Metazoa; Chordata; Actinopteri; Syngnathiformes; Syngnathidae
Gene: fat1a
Product: FAT atypical cadherin 1a
Exons: 31
Coding region: 189-14060 (4623 amino acids)
Biological process (GO): homophilic cell-cell adhesion
Cellular component (GO): plasma membrane
Molecular function (GO): calcium ion binding
Source: RefSeq, a predicted model, not a curated record
GGUGAGCGAGAGACCGCUCGGAGCUGCCACCAGAUGGAUCUUCGGCGAGCUAGUGGGAGCUCCACGUAUCACCAUGCCGACAUUUGGACUACCUAAAGUACCCAGCAAACCUCCCAAGCUUCGGGAUUAAUCUUUAUUUCUUUGGGAGAGGAAAAAAAGGUGGUACGGCAGCGGCGCGAAAAGGUACGAUGAUGGGCCGGUGGGCGCUUUGGUCGGCCUCGCUGCUCCUGCAGCUGGUCUGGACGGCGGGGGCCGCCUCCCUGCGCUUCACGCAGCCCGUUUACAACGCCACCAUCUACGAGAACUCCGCCGCCAAGACCUACCUCGAGAGCCAAAUCAAGAUGGGCAUCUACGUCAGCGAGCCCGCCUGGGAGAUCCGCUACAAAAUCAUCUCCGGGGACAACGAGAACUUGUUCAAGGCCGAGGACUACCUGUUGGGAGAUUUUAGCUUUUUGCGCAUCAGAACCAAAGGGGGUAGCACGGCCAUUCUCAACCGGGAGGUUCGAGACCACUACGUGCUGACGGUGAAAGCGACCGAGAGGAGCACCGACGCGGAGUGCCGCGCGCAGGUCGCCGUGCGGGUGCUCGACACCAACGAUCUGAGACCUCUCUUCUCGCCCACCUCGUACAGCAUCUCCUUAGCCGAAAACACGGCCGUUCGCAGCAGCGUGGCCAAGGUGACGGCGACGGACGCCGACAUCGGGACCAACGGGGAGUACUAUUACAGUUUCCGCGAGUGGACGGACACGUUCGCCGUGCACCCCACCAGCGGCGUUGUGACGCUCACCGGCCGGCUGGACUACUCCGAGACCAAGCUUUACGAGUUGGAGAUCCUGGCGGUGGACCGCGGCAUGAAGCUAUACGGCAGUAGCGGCUUCAGCAGCACGGCCAAGCUGACGGUGCGAGUGGAGCAAGCCAACGAGAACGCGCCCGCCGUCACCGCCGUGGCCCUGGCGCCCUCCGACGCCUCCCCCGACCCCACCUACGCCAUCGUGACGGUGGAGGACGCCGACCAGGGAGCCAACGGGGAGAUCGCGUCCCUCAGCAUCGUUGCCGGCGACCCGCUCCAGCAGUUCCGAGCCGUGAGAACCGGCCCGGGGAGCAAGGAGUAUAAAAUCAAAGCAGUGAAGGACGUGGACUGGGAGAGCCAGCCGUUUGGAUAUAAUCUCACUCUGCAGGCAAAGGACAAGGGCAGCCCGCCUCAGUUUUCAUCCGCCAAAUUGGUCCACGUCGCCUCGCCUCGGUUCAAAACGGGACCGCCUGUUUUUGAAAAGGCUCUUUACAGGGUCAACUUGAGCGAAUUUGCCCCACUUCACACGCCUGUCGUCAUGGUGACCGCUCUCCCGAAGCAGCCCCAGCCCAAAUAUGCUUUUAGCCGCAAAUCGGAGCUGUUCACCAUCAACCCCGACACGGGCUUGAUCAGCACGGCGGCGCCCAUCGGCGCCAACGCGGCCGCUCGUUUCGAGCUGGAUGUGACGGCCGGCGGCGGGAGAGCGGCCACCAAAGUCAUCGUGGAUGUAACGGACGUGAAUAACAACGCGCCCGAGUUCCGACAGACGUCGUACAGGGCCGGUGUUGACGAAAACGCCCCCGUCGGCACCAGCGUGGUGACGGUCCAGGCCGUGGACCUGGACCGAGGCGAGAACGGCUACGUGACGUACAGCAUCACCAACGUCCAGCCGCAGCCGUUUGUCAUCGACUACUUCUCCGGCGUGAUCGGCACCUCGGAGCUGCUCGAUUACGAGCUCAUGCCCCGGAUUUACAGUCUUAAAGUCCGAGCCUCGGACUGGGGCUCCCCCUUUCGGCGGGAGGCAGAAGCGCUCGUCACCGUGACCUUGAACAACCUCAACGACAACAAGCCGCUGUUCGAGAACGUGGACUGCGAUGUGACCGUGCCGAGAGACCACGGCGUGGGCGAGCAGAUAACCACCGUGUCGGCCAUCGACGCCGACGAGCUGCAGCUGGUGCGCUACUACAUCAAAUCGGGCGACGAGCUGGAUCUCUUUGAGCUUAACGCAAACUCGGGCGUGCUUUCCCUCAAGAACACGCUGAGCGAAGGCGAGGCGGCCAAAAGGUCCUUUCACAGUUUGCAGAUCGUGGCCAGCGACGGCGAACAGGAAACCCGACCCAUGUACAUGAACGUGACAGUCAUCACCGCCCGCAUGCCCGUGCAGGUCAAGUGCGUGGAAACGGGCGUGGCCACCAUGUUGGCCGAGAAGCUGCUCCAGGGAAGCAAGGUGCACACUCAGGCCGAGCCCGACGACCACUUUGCUGACAUCCACUCCAUCAACAGGCACGCGCCGCGCUUCGCCGAGUCCUUCCCCGGCUCAGUGGAGGUCAGGGAGGACCUCCCCGUCGGGGGUCGCGUCGCUCAUUUAGGCGCCAUCGACGGCGACAGCGGCUUCAACGGGAAGCUCGUCUACGUCAUCUCGGGAGGCGACACCGAGAGUCACUUUGUGGCCGAAAUGGAGACAGGCUGGCUUUUGGUCUAUUCGCCUCUCGACAGGGAAACAAAAGAUCACUACACGCUCAACGUCACGGUCUACGACCUUGGCGUUCCGCAAAAGUCCUCUUCGCGCCUCCUCGACAUUAAGAUCUUGGACGCCAACGACAACAGCCCGCAGUUUUUAAAGGACUCGUACUCGGUGGAGAUAAGCGAGAGCACUCCGGUGGGCACGGAAAUCAUCCAGGUGGACUCCACGGAUAAGGAUCAAGGGGAGAACGGCGCGGUCAGGUACUCCAUUUUGGGCGGCACCGAUCACUUCGCCAUCAACGCCGAGUCCGGCGUGGUGACGGUCACCAAGCCUCUGGACCGCGAGCUGCGUCCCGUGUACGACUUGAAGGUCACGGCCCGCGACCUGGCCGAGAACGAGCCCCAGCGCGUGUCCGCCGUCCCGCUCAGGAUCACUCUGGAGGACGUCAAUGACAACCCGCCCAAAUUCCUGCCCCCGAAUUACCGCGUCAAGGUGCGGGAGGACCUCCCCGUCGGAACAGUGGUCAUGUGGCUGGAGGCCCACGACCCCGACGUGGGGCCAUCCAGUCAGAUCCGCUACGGCCUGAUGGACAACGGCGAUGGCCACUUUGAAGUGGACAAACUGAGCGGGGCCGUGCGGAUCGUGCAGAGCUUGGACUACGAGAGCAAGCAGGUGUACAACCUGACGGCCAAGGCCAAAGACAAAGGCAAGCCCAUCUCGUUGUCAUCCACUUGCUUCGUGGAGGUGGACGUGGUGGAUGUCAACGAGAAUCUCUACCGGCCUUUGUUCCGCUCCUUUGUGGAGAAGGGAUUUAUCAAGGAGGACGCCGCCGUCGGGACUUCCGUCAUGACGCUCGUGGCCGAGGACGACGACAAAGGCCGAGACGGGGAGAUCCGCUACUCCAUCCGGGACGGCUCUGGCCUCGGGAUAUUCACCAUUGAUGAAGAAACUGGCAUCAUCCGGACGCAAGAGCUCCUGGACCACGAGACCACUCCCCACUACUGGCUGACGGUCUACGCCAUGGAUCGAGGCGUGGUUCCGCUUUCCGCCUUCGUGGAGGUCUACAUCCAAGUCCAGGACGUCAACGACAACGCGCCGCAAGCGUCAGAACCCGUCUACUACCCGUCCGUGAUGGAGAACUCACCCAAGGACGUGUCCAUCAUCCAGAUAGACGCCGUGGACCCGGAUGCUAAGUCUAGCGAUAAGCUCAGCUACAAGAUCACCAGCGGGAAUCCGCAAGGCUUCUUUGCCAUCAAUUCCAGAACAGGCCUUGUUACGACGACGUCAAGGAAGCUGGACAGAGAGCAGCAGGACGAGCACAUUCUUGAGGUCACCAUCUCCGACCACGGCAUUCCGGCCAAAUCCACCACGGUGCGCGUCAUCGUGCGUGUGCUGGACGAGAACGACAACCGUCCGCUCUUCCUGGAGAAGAUCUACAAGAUCAAGCUUCCCGAGCGCGAGCGGAUCCCCGAGAAAGAGCGGCCCGCCGCCCGGAGAGACCCCGUGUACCGCGUCUUGGCCUCCGACCGCGACCACGGCGCCAACGCCGAGAUCUCGUACAGCGUGGAGGAGGGCGACGAGCACGGCAAGUUCUUCAUCGAACCCAAGACGGGAGCCGUGUCAUCCAAGAAGUUCUCGUCGGCUGGGGAGUACGACAUCCUCACGAUCAAAGCGGUGGACAACGGGCGCCCUCAGAAGUCGUCCACGUGUCGCCUUCACAUCGAGUGGAUCCCCAAGCCGGAGAUUCCGGCCGACGCCGCCCCGCUGGUCUUCGAGGAGUCGCCCUUUUCAUUUUCCGUGAUGGAAAGCGACCCCGUGGCGCACAUGGUGGGCGUCGUGGCCACCGAGGCGGCGGACAUUCCCGUGUGGUUCGAGAUCACAGGCGGCAUAGAGGACACUGAGACGUUUUACGUCCUUCAGACGACUUGCGACCACAACUGUACAGCAGAAGGCGGAAACUACGACAGCCGCUUUGACGUGGGCAAGGCCAGCGGCACCAUUAUUGUGGCGAGGCCGCUGGAUGCCGAGCAGAAGUCCAACUACAACCUGACGGUGGAAGCCACGGACGGGACCAGGACGGUUAGCACACAGGUGCUCAUCCGCAUCAUCGAUACCAACAACCACCGGCCCGAGUUCUCCCGCGCCAAGUACGAAGUCAGCGUGCCCGAGGACGUGCCGGUGGGAAGCGAAGUGCUCCGUGUGGACGCCACGGACCAGGACGAAAAGAACAAGUUGACCUUUACCCUGCUGAGCAGCACCGACCCCUUCAGCUUGAAGAAGUUCAAGUUGGAUCCGGGCACGGGCACGCUGUUCACCGCCGAACCUCUGGACCACGAGACCAUGCGCAGCCACGUCCUCACAGUGAUGGUACGCGACCAGGACAUCCCAGUGAAACGCAACCUGGUGCGUGUGGUGGUCAACGUCGAAGACGCCAAUGACAACGCGCCGUGGUUUGUCGGCACGCCCUACUCGGGCCGCGCGUUCGAGUCCGCCGCCGUCGGCUCGGCCGUGCUGCAGGUCACGGCUCUGGACAAAGACAAAGGUCGCAACGCCGAGGUCGUCUACAGCAUCGAGUCAGGAAAUGUGGCAAAUUCCUUUGCCGUGGAUCCCGUCUUGGGCACGAUCACAGUGGCCAAAGAACUCAGUCGAAGUGGCAAGACCCGCUUCGAGCUGACCGUCAAGGCAACCGACGGCGGCGCCGCGGCGCUGUCCACCACCGCCGUCGUCCACAUCGCCGUGACCGUCUCGGACAACGCUGCCCCCAGGUUCUCCGAGAAGGCCUUCUCCGCCGACAUCAGCGAGGCGGCCGCUCCGGGGAGCUUCGUGAGCUCGCUGGAAGCCGUCAGCCAGUCGUCGGUUUUCUACCAAAUCAAAAGCGGCAACACGGACAACGCCUUUGACAUCAACCCUAAUUCGGGCGUGGUGGUCACGCAGAAAGAGCUGGACUACGAGGUGACCCCGCAGUACAAGCUGCUGGUCCAGGGCACCAACAUGGCCGGACUCGCCAGCAAUACCACUCUGGUGAUUCAUCUGAAGGACGAGAACGACAACGCCCCCCGUUUCCUCCAGCCGGAGUUCCAAGGCGUGGUCAGCGAGUCUGCUGCCGUCAACAGCGUGGUUCUCACUCGAGAAAACGCUCCCUUCGUCAUCCGUGCCUCGGACGCCGACAGUGACCGCAACGCCAUGUUGGUCUAUCAGAUCGUGGAACCCUUCGCCCUCAAUUACUUUGCCGUUGACUCCAGCACCGGCGCCGUCAGGAUCACAACCGCUUUGGAUCGCGAGCAGAGGAGCCUUUAUCGCUUCACGGUGCAGGUCCACGAUCUGGGCAUACCGCGGCUCUUCGCAGAGACGGCGGCCAACGUGACCAUCGAGGUCAUCGACGUCAACGACUGCCCGCCGCUUUUCAGCCGGGACGUCUACGAGGCCACCGUGGUGGUGCCGACUUACAGAGGCGUGGAAGUGGUCCGAGUCAAUGCCACUGACUUGGACUCGGGACCCAAUGCCAAACUUCUGUUUUCCAUUUCCGAAGGCAACAUCGGCGACAAGUUCAGAGUAGACGCAAACACCGGCGUGAUCUCCAUCCAGAAUGUCACCCAGCUGAGGAGCCGCUACGAGCUCAAGGUCAGGGUUUCGGACGGGAGAUUUGCCAACGUCGCCGCCGUCAAGAUCCACUUGAAGGAGAACAAAGAGAGCAAGGUGAAGUUCACCAGAGAGUCCUACAGAGCUUCGGUCCCAGAGAACUUGUCGGAGAAGAGAACGUUGGAAGUCAUCGCCGCUGUCGGUAACCAAGUCAACGAGCCUCUGUUCUACAAAAUCCUAAAUCCCGACAAACGUUUUGAAAUCGGAAGGACGUCGGGGGUGGUCGCCACCACCGGGAUCCCGUUCGAUCGUGAGAAGCAGGACACGUUUGACGUCGUGGUCGAGGUGACCAAGGAGGAGCCAUCCGAAGACGCCGCCCAUGUUGUUUUGACGGUGACGGUGGAGGACGCCAAUGACAACGCGCCUGUCUUUGUCAACCUCCCGUACGCCGCCGUGGUGCAGAUGGACGCCGAGGAAGGACAACCGGUGCGACAGGUCACAGCGGUGGACAAGGACCACGGUCGCAAUGCGCAAAUACGUUACAAACUCAAAGAGCCUCAGGAGCACUUUGACAUCAUGCCCACGGGAGAAAUCACCAUCAAGAAGACGCUGGAGAAAGAAUCGCUUAACGCCGAUUUUGUCGUGGUCGUCGUGGCGACAGACGGCGGCGAUCCGCCAUUGUCGGCGGAAACGGAAGUUCCCAUUACCGUGGUGAACCGAGCCGUCCCCGUUUUUGAGAAAGCCUUUUACACUGUGGAAAUCCCCGAGAAUGUCCAGGUGCACACACCCGUUCUCCACGUCCAGGCCAGUGACUCGGAGGGGCCUCGUAUUGUUUAUACCAUCUCCGAGGGGGACCCCUUCAAGCAGUUCUCCAUUGACUUCAACACGGGGGUCCUUCACGUGGCUCAGCCUCUGGAUUUUGAGACGCACCCAGCCUAUAAGUUGAGCGUCAGGGCCACCGACUCGCUGACCGGUGUGCACUCGGAUGUAUUCGUGGACAUCAUCCUGGAAGACGUCAAUGACAACUCGCCCGUCUUUCUGUCAAAUUCCUACUACGCCGCCAUCUCGGAGGCGUCGGCUAUCGGUACGUCUGUCCUGCAAGUCGAGGCCACUGAUUUCGACACGGACCACAAUCAGGAAAUCUUCUUCCAGUUGGUGGAGGAGAAGGGGAAAAGCUCAAAUUUGUUUGCUGUCCAUCGCGACACGGGACUCAUCUCCACGGCGCGAGUGCUGGAUCACGAGGAGAGCCCGCAACACCGACUGAGAGUCCGCGCCACGGACGGAGGAGUCCCCGCCCUCUUCAGCGACGUGGUGGUGACGGUGGACGUCACGGACCUGAACGACAACGCGCCCGUGUUCGCCGAGCCGGCCUACAAGGCGGCCGUCAGCGAGUUGGCCUCACGCGGACACUUUGUCACCCAAGUCCAAGCCUCGGACGCCGAUAGCUCCGACGCAGACAAGCUGGAGUUUGCGAUUGUCUCUGGGAACGAGGACCAGACUUUCGCCAUUGAUAAGAAAAGCGGCGCCAUCGUCAUUUCCAACCACCGCCGGCCGCAAAUGCAGCCGCGCUACCACCUCAACGUGUCCGUGUCGGACGGCGUUUAUCGGAGCUCGGCCCCGGUGGACGUCGCCGUCAUCGGCGCCAACUUCCACAUCCCCGCCUUCACUCGGUUGGAAUACACCGUGGAGUUGGUGGAAAACUCCCCCGCCGGCACUUUGGUAGCCGAGGCCAAAGCGACGGACGACGACGAAGGCAUCUACGGGCAAAUCACCUACCGCAUCGUCAACAGCGUCGCCAAGGACAAAUUCACCGUCAACGAAAACGGCGACGUCUUCACCUUGGAGAGCCUGGACCGCGACAGCAGCGUGGAGAAGGUCAUUCCCAUCUCUUUGGAGGCCAGAGAUGGCGGCGGUAAGGUGGGCUUUUGUACCGUCAACGUGGUCCUCACCGACGUCAACGACAACGCGCCGCAGUUCAGGGCGGCCGAGUACAAAGUCACCAUCGCGUCGGACGCCCCGAGGGGCGCGUCGGUGGUGAAGAUCGCCGCCUCUGACGUCGACGAGGGAAGCAACGCCGACGUGGAGUACUCCAUCGAAGCCGACGUGGAGAACGUGGCGGAGAACUUUGAAAUUCACCCAACGUCCGGGGUCAUCGUGACCAAAGAAAGCCUGAUUGGUCUCGAGGGCGAGCUCUAUGCGUUUUUCGUCCGGGCCAAAGACACCGGAAACCCGCCGAAACAUUCAGUGGUGCAGGUUCACAUCCAGAUUGUUGCGCCUGAGACGCCCAUCCCCAAGUUCGCCGAGCCUCAAUACCGCUACACCGUGGCCGAGGACCUUCCCAUCGGCACCGAGAUCGACGUGCUUCGGGCAGAAAGCGAACAGCCGCUUGCGUACAGCCUCAUCAACGGCAACACUCCAGAGAGCAACGAGAACGAGGUCUUUGUCGUGGACAGGGACACCGGCGCCCUGAAACUCCAGAAGAGCCUGGACCACGAGACCACCAAAUGGUACCAGCUCACCUUGCGGGCACAAGCUCAGCACAACGGCUACGACGUCGCCGCUUCCGUCAGCGUCAACAUCCAAGUGAAAGAUCUCAACGACAACCAGCCGGUCUUUGAAUCGGACCCUUACCAGGCCGUGGUGGUGGAGAACCUCCCUGGCGGAGCGCAGGUGGUCCAAGUCAAAGCCAGCGACCUGGACUCAGGUACCAAUGGCCUGGUUCUGUACAGCCUGGACGCCAAGCUCAACUCCCAGGACAUCGCCGAGCUCUUCGCCAUCAAUGCCGAAAGUGGCUGGUUGAGCACCCUCAAGGAGCUGGACCGCGAAAAGCGCAGCGAGUACUCGGUGGCCGUCGUCGCCACCGAUCAGGGCGACAAAGUCCAACACGCGACGGGCACGCGGGUGGAGGUGACGGUGGCCGACGUCAACGACAAUCCGCCCCGCUUCACGGCCGAGGUCUACAAGGGCACGGUCAGCGAGGACGACCCUCUGCCCAGCGGCGUCAUCGCCAUCCUCAGCACCACCGACGACGACUCGGAGGACAUUAACAGACAAGUCAACUAUUUCAUUACCGCCGGAGACCCUCUGGGACAGUUUGCCAUUGAGCAUGUGCAGAACGAAUGGAAGGUGUCGGUCAGGAAGCCUCUGGACCGCGAGACCACCGACUAUUAUCUGCUCAACGUCACGGCCAGCGACGGCAUCUUUACAACCAAAGCUGUGGUUGAGGUCAAAGUGUUGGACGCCAACGACAACAGCCCCGUGUGUGAUAAGUCUCUGUACAGUGAAAGCGUUGCCGAGAACUCGCCAGCCAGCAGACUCAUCCUGCAAGUCUCAGCCACCGACGCCGAUAUCCGAUCCAACGCGCAAAUCUCCUACGAACUCCAGGGAGCUGGCUCGGAACUUUUCUUUAUCGACCCUGAGACGGGCGAGCUGAAGACGCUGAAGCCCCUGGACCGCGAGGAGCGCGACGAGCAUCGUUUCAAAGUGCGAGCGGUGGACGGCGGGGGGCGCUUCUGCGAGGCCGACGUGCACGUGGCCGUGCGCGACGUCAACGACAACGCUCCCGAGUUCGCCGCCGACCCGUACGCCUUCGCCGUCUUCGAGAACACAGAGACGGGAACCUUCGUGGCCAAGCUACAAGCCGACGACGCCGACAGCGGGCUCAACGGCGACGUGGUCUACUCGCUGCUGGGCUCUGGCGACGGUUGGUUCUCCAUAGACGAAGUGAGCGGAAUCAUCAGCCUGGAGCGGCCGCUGGACCGCGAGACGCGGGCCCUGUACGAGCUGGAGGCCCGCGCCUCCGAUCGGGGCUCGCCACGCCUGUGGGCGACAUGCCGCGUUCUGGUCUCCGUGCUUGACAUCAACGACAACCCGCCCGUGUUUGAGCGGCGCGAGUACGCAGCCGCCGUACCCGAGGACGCGGCCGUGGGCGGACAAGUGCUCAGGGUACAGGCCGCCAGUCGGGACGCGGAUGCCAAUGGAGAGAUUGGAUACAGUAUCAUCAGCGGAAACGAGCACGGGGUGUUCAGCGUGGACCCAAGCACAGGCGACAUCUUUGUGAUUGCGCCGCUGGACUACGAGACGUCUCACGAGUACUACAUCACGGUGGAGGCCACCGACGGAGGCUCUCCGCCCCUCAGCGACAUGGCCACCGUCAACAUCAACGUGACGGACGUCAACGACAACGCGCCCGUCUUCAGUCAGCGCGUCUACGCCGCUGUCGUCGGCGAGGACGCCGAGCUGGGCAGGACAGUCUUGACGGUGGUGGCCGAGGACGCGGACGGGCCGUCGUACAACCGCGUGCGCUACGCCAUCGUGGACGGCAACAGCGGCAGCCCCUUCAUCAUCGACCCCAUUCGAGGCGAGCUCAAAGUGGCCCGCCAGCUGGACCGGGAGCAGACGUCGGGCUACACGCUGACGGUGCUAGUCGUGGACAACGGCACGCCGCCGCUGUCCGCCAGUGCCGUGGUCAACGUGGACAUCUCCGACGUCAACGACAACCCGCCGCUCUUCUCCCAGGCUAACUACAGCCUCAUUAUCCAGGAGAACCAAGUUCAGGACAGCAGCGUUCUGCAGCUCCUGGUGUCCGACCGAGACGCCUCCCACAACGGGCCGCCCUUCAUUUUCUCCAUCGCCGGCGGCAACACAGGCGACGUCUUCCGCAUCGACCCGAACGGCGCGCUGCUCUUGGCGGGGCCGCUCAACAAGAACGUGGAGGAACACUACCUGCUUCAAGCACAGGUGUCUGACAGCGGCAAACCGGCGCUCUCCUCAAGUGCCUACAUCAGCAUCCGCAUCAUCGAGGAAAGCGUUUACCCGCCCGCCAUCCUCCCGCUCGACGUUUUUGUGUCCACGGCCGGCGAGGAAUACGCAGGCGGCGUCCUGGGCAAAAUCCACGCCACCGAUCAGGACGUCUACGACACGCUGACGUACAGCCUGGCCCCUUCCUCCGCCGCGUCCUCGCAAUCCUUCUCCGUGUCGGCGUCAGACGGGAAAGUGAUCGCCCUGCGGCCGCUGGACGCCGGCCACUACCCGCUCAACGUGACGGUGACCGACGGGCGCUUCACCGCGGCCGCCGACGUCAACGUUCACGUGCGGCAGGUGGCCCGCCAGGCGCUGGACAACUCUAUCGCCGUGCGCUUCGCCAGCAUCGCCCCCGAGGAGUUCAUCGGAGACUACUGGCGCAACUUCCAGAGGGCGCUGAGGAACAUCGCCGGCGUGAGAAGGAGCGACGUGCAGCUGGUCAGCCUGCAGCCGUCCGAGCAGGGAGACCUCGAUGUGCUGCUGGCGCUGGAAAGAUCUGGAAGCCCCUACCAGUCUCAGGAGGUGGUCUUCCGCAAGCUGAACUCGUCGGCGAGCGUCAUCGAGGAGAUGACGGGGGUGCGCAUCGUGCGCGUGGCUCAGAAGCUUUGCUCGGGCAUGGACUGCCCGCUGCGUUUCUGCGACGAGGUGGUCUCGCUGGACAGGACGUCCAUGUCCACCUACAGCACGGCGCGCCUCAGCUUCGUCACGCCCAGACACCACAGACAUGCCACCUGCCAGUGUGAAGGUGGCAAAUGUCCCGUGCUGAACAACGUGUGUGAUCACAGCCCUUGUCCGGAGGGCUUGGACUGUGUGGCUGACGUGCACACAGACACCAAGUACACGUGUGUGUGUCCUCCAGGGAACAAAAACAAAUGUUCCGACGGCCACUCGUUGACAUUCAGCGGCAGCGGCUACGUCAAGUACCACCUGAUGGAGAACGACAACAAGGAGCAGAUGAAGCUGUCCCUGCGCCUGCGCACCUUCUCCGGACACGCCACCGUCAUGUUCGCCAAGGGCACCGACUACAGCAUCCUCGAGAUUUUGAACGGUCGCUUGCAGUACAAGUUCGACUGCGGCAGCGGCCCCGGCUUAGUGUCGGUCCACAGCGCCACAGUCAACGACGGCGAGUGGCACUCGGUCUCCCUGGAGGUGGACGGCAACUACGCCAAGCUGGUGCUGGAUCGCGUGCACGCCGCCUCGGGAACGGCGCCGGGAAACCUGCGAACCCUCAACCUGGACAACAGCAUCUACUUUGGCGGUCACGUCCGCCAGCACGCAGCCUCGGCCGCCCGCCACGGACGCAACCUACCCGUGACCAACGGCUUCCGUGGCUGCAUGGAGGCCAUGACGCUCAACGGCCAGGAGCUGCCCCUCAACACCAAGGCGCGGCGGGCGCACGCCGUCAUGGAGGCCAUCGAGGACGUGGCGGCCGGUUGCGCGCUCGCACCGCCAGAGAGCUGCUCCAGCAAUCCUUGUGGCAACGGUGGGGUGUGCAACCCCAGGCCGAAUGGAGGCUACUUCUGCAAGUGUCCCGCCGCUUUCAUGGGCGCCCACUGCGAGAUGGCCGUCAGCCCCUGCGCCUCCAACCCGUGCUUAUACGGUGGCACGUGCGUACCCCGCGGGGACGACUUCUACUGCCAGUGCAGGGGGCAGUACUCAGGUCAAAGGUGCCAGAUGGGUUCAUUUUGCACGGAGAACCCGUGCAAAAACAGCGGCAAGUGUAUCGACAGUCUGGACGGGCCAGUGUGCGAGUGCGAAGCCGGAUUCCAAGGAGAAUGGUGCCUGAACGACGUGGACGAAUGCUUGAGGAGCCCGUGCUCCAACGGCGGCCGCUGCCACAACACGUACGGCUCAUACGAGUGCAACUGCUCUCUGGGCUUCGGCGGCCCAACGUGCGAUCUGGCCGCCGACGUCCGCAACGACUUUGUGUCUACCUCGUGGAACAUCGGCCUGGAGGAGGUGGUGGGCAUCGUGAUCUUUGUCUCCAGCAUCUUCAUCCUGGUGCUCUUCUUCGUCCUCCUGCGCAAGAAGGCGUGCCGCGCUAAGUCCAAGACAGAGGACGACGACAAGCGAGGCGGUUCCGGCGUGCCGCAUUCUUUCCUCCAGAGGCCGUACUUUGACGCCAAGUUCAACAAGAACGUCUACUCGGACAUCCCGCCGCAGGUGCCCGUACGGCCCAUCUCGUACACGCCCAGCAUCCCCAGCGACUCGCGCAACAACCUGGACCGCAACUCCUUCGAGGGCUCGGCCAUCCCCGAGCACCCCGAGUUCAGCACCUUCAACCCGGACGCCGCGCACGGCCACCGCAAAACGGUAGCCGUGUGCAGCGUGGCGCCCAAUCUGCCGCCUCCGCCGCCUUCCAACUCGGUGUCGGACAGCGACUCCAUACAGAAGCCAAGCUGGGACUACGACUAUGAUGCCAAAGUUGUGGACUUGGACUGCGUGACCAAGAAGCCCGUAGAGGAGAGCGCAUGUCACCCUUUCAACACCAGGGGGAGCAUGUCGGAAGUCCAGUCGCUCAGCUCCUUCCAAUCCGAGUCGUGCGACGACAACGCCUCCAUAGUGACUGUCAUCCACUUUGUCAACUCUGUGCUUGACACGGUGGAAGGAGAAGAGUCUUUUUUGGCUCGUGAGCUCAAGAACACAAGAGGAUACCACUGGGACACGUCCGACUGGAUGCCGAGCGUCCAGCUGCCGGGCAUCAAGGAAUUUCCGCAGUACGAGCUGGUGGAAUCACCUCCCGCCACCUUGUAUAGCGACCCAAGCGCCAUGGACACCGAUUACUACCCGGGCGGCUACGACAUCGAGAGCGACUUCCCUCCGCCGCCCGACGACUUCCCGUCCGGCGACGAGCUGCCGCCGCCGCCACCGCCAGAGUACGGCGACACGCUGCGGUCCAGCGCCACCGAGGGCACCCGCCGCCGUCCCGCCCUGCCGGAACUGUACAGCCUCGGUCAGUACUUGAGCCCCCGGGGCGACGCCGCCCCGCCAUCCUCCACCACGGCCACCGUCGGCUUCCCUCCAGGUCGGGACUUUGACGACAUGUCGCUGUCGCUGUACGCGUCCACCGCCUCCUGCUCGGACAUGUCGGCGUGCUGCGAGGAGUCCGAGGCCAUGAUCAGCGACUACGAGAGCGGUGACGACAGCCAUUUUGAGCGGCUGUCCAUCCCGCCGCUGGGCUCCCAGCAGCACACUGAAGUCUGACACUGGAUCCCCACAAAAAGUGCCUGAAGCAGCCCCACGAGCCCUCCUUAUUUUUUAUUUUUUUUUGUCCGCUUUUCCACCUGGUACGAUCUGAGUCCACAAAGGGACCGAUGCAUACUUGCCAACCUGGUAUACCUUAUGUCACCCACUUAGGAUUGCCAAACGUUUCUCUGUAUUAGUCUGCAAUUUGUAUCCCCAGUGCCCGUGUCACAUAUCCCUCCGCCCAGCAAAGCAACAACAGCGGUCUACAGCCUUUUUAAGAGUGUAUAAGUGAUCAAGUCAUCACAAAAAUCUCAAAAAAUCCAUAGAUACGCCGCACCGGACGACAAGUCGCAGGGUUCAAAACUUGAGCAGCUUAUAGUCCGGAAAUUACGGUAAUUGUGACCAUCCAUUUUUUUUCCUGGAAAACUGCUAUUUUCUCUCAAUUUAGGUUUUGCAAACAUUUCAACAGUAUUAACCCGUCAGUCAAUCCAUGGCAUGUUAGGGAGAAAAAGUCAAGUCACAGGAAAUGGACUUUCCGAUUCAACAGUUCAAGAUGGAAACAAAAAAGAAAACAUCCCUGACAAUAAUAAAGAAAAGUUCACAACAAUUUCUAUCAAUAGAACAUUUUCUACAAGUGGUGAUUUUCAGUGUAAAUGUCUAUGUACAGUUUUGAUUUCAAAGUAGAUUUUGUAGAUAUUUCAGUGCUUUUAUUUUGAAGAAACUGUGUGACAUGAUCGGCCUUACUGUGCUAACGUUCACGAAAAAAAGUUUGUCGUUAAAAGAAAAAAAAGGGUCUUCAGUGAACGACUGCAUUAUUCAUGGUUUUUGUUUUAAUGUUUGUUUGUACAUGUUGACGUUGGAACCUCUUUUAUUUUUCCAUCAUGGAAACGGGACCCGAUGAUAUUUUUGGUCGUCAUGGAUACCGCCCGUGUAGGUGUAUGUAUGUGCGAGUGUGUGCGUGAGCAACGCAUCGGUCUUAUUAAGGUUUUUAUUGAAUUACUGCCACCAGCUCACGCUUUCCUACUGGCAAUAAAUUAUUCCUAAAAAAUACA